This is a messenger RNA of Owenia fusiformis, 852 nucleotides long. The record is from the annotation of a GenBank genome assembly. NCBI's taxonomy places the organism in Eukaryota, Metazoa, Annelida, Polychaeta, Sabellida, Oweniidae.
AUGUUUUCAGAAAAUUUAUUCGCAGUCAUAUGCUUGGUGACGUGCUUAUUCGUAACAGAAGCUUCGUAUAAACCUGCAGCUGAGUUAAAACGACUGUUUAAAAUAGAGAGAAACAAGAAGUUCAUACCCGACAACAUGAUAGGCCUACCCGAUUACGGUCAUUUGAAAUCUAUUGAAGCACAAUCUGCAACAGAAUGCAACAUCGAAUGUUUGAAAACACCAAAAUGUGGACAAACAAAUGCCGAGAAGCUAGACGCUAAGAUAUGGAAUUGUGAUUUAUUUGGGUGGGGCACAGGGCAAACAGAAAGUAGCCUGGAUCACCACCAUUAUACGAUGAUUGUUAAUUUUUGUGAAGAUGGUUUCAUCCACGAAUACGAUAGCUCAACAUAUUGUUUUAACCUUGAAAGUCUGGUUUGGGAAGAAGCAGAAGUGAAAUGUCUGGAGCAUGGUGCAACCCUGGUUGCCAUAGAGACUGAUGACGAACAGACAGCCUUGGCCAACUACAUGUCGAAUAAUACUGACCUUAAAAAUCAAGGGUUUCACAUUGGUCUUAAUGAUAGAAAUACAUUAGAGGAAUAUGUCUGGACCGGAUCACUGGCAUUGGCUACAUACUUUAAUUGGGGUGGAGUAGAACCAAACGACAUUAACGGGCCCGGAUCGGAACGAUGUGCUUUUAUGAACUAUUUGGGAAAUUACACUUGGUGGGAUAUAACUUGCUCUGACCACAAACCAGCUGGUUAUAUUUGUGAACGCUAAAUAACCAUAAUAACUGUUCCACAAGUAGAACUGUUUUCUUGAUUCUAAACUGUAAAGACUUGAGGGCACGCUCGUCCGGAGAGCUCUAGUGUAACG